ACUAUAUUUCAACAUGCACAAUGGAAAUGGUUAUUAUUUUCAGUUGGCAGCACCAUUAUUUACAUUUUUGAUUUUGAAUUAAUGGUAAUGGUUAAAUUAAAAGUACCGACUAUUAACUAUUUGAAGCCUAUUACGCCAACGAGAACAGAAUAGACCAAUCAGCUACGAAGUCAUCAAAACUUACAGGAAGAGGAGGCUCAGAGGCUGUUGAAUAUUACACAAUAUAAAUUCAUUAUAAUCUCAAUCUUGUUCUUUUUAUACUGUUACUAGUUAAUAUUAUCAAUGGCUGAAACAGCUGAUAUUGUUGAUGAUUUCUAUGGUGUAUAUUUAUUGUAUAAUUUAAAUCCAAAAUACAAAGGACAUACUUACAUCGGCUAUACAAGGGAUCCAAACAGAAGGAUAAUGCAACAUAAUAGAGGAACAUGGGCAGGAGGAGCUUACCGAACAAGUAAUAAAGGACCAUGGAAAAUGGUGCUGAUAGUACAUGGGUUCCCCAAUAAUAUUUCUGCUUUAAGGUUUGAGUGGGCAUGGCAAAAUCCAAAUAAAACAAUUAGAUUGCAACAUCUCCACCUUAAGAAAAUACCACGAAAAGAAACAGAAGUACAGUUUCAGAUAAGAGUGCUAACAGAAAUGCUAAGGGUUGGACCUUGGUAUCGUCUACCAUUGACUAUACAAUGGCUAGAGAAAGAUUUUUAUCAAGAAUUUCCUUCUGAAAGGAGAGCUCCUGGUCACAUGAAAAUAUGUUUUGGUGAGGUAAAGAGCAGGAAUAGAAAAACAAUUAAUGAUACAAUUAAACCGACAGUGAAAUGUAAAUUAUGCCAUGAGUAUAUCAAAGGUAAGGAGCUGAGAUGUCUUAAUGAAAAUUGUGGCUUAGUGUCGCAUUUGCCAUGUUUGGCUGAGCUAUUUCUGAUUCCUGGAGAAUACAUACCAAUACAGGGUAAUUGCCCAUUCUGUAGCAUGAUGUUGCAAUGGGGAGAUCUCAUUAAAAAAAUGAAAGGGUUCAAUUCACACUCGGAAGUGAAACCUGAUGGGGGAAGUGAUAGUGAUGAUGAUGUUGUUUGUACUCAGGAUAAGGUCUACGUUGACAAUAAUUCAUGGUUUCUUACUUGCGAUAAUGAUAUUUUGUGACACUGUAAUAAAAUUUUAAAUAGAAUAAUUAUGCAAGUAAUAUAAAGUUCAAAAUAAUUCUUCUAAUCUACAUAACCUAACUUCAAAAGUCAAAAAUAUUUUUAACAAUAUUUAAAAAUAUAGAUAUGGGAAAAUGGCCAAUGUUCUUUAGCUGCUUCAUACGAAGAUGUCUUCCAAAAUUGGUCCACCAGGAUACACUACCUACGGCGGAGUCGCGGCGGCCAUUUGGCUGAAAUUAUUCCAUACAUCUAAAUCAUCAUUAAAUUUUACCAUACAAAAUGUCAUCGAAUAUCCUUUGAAUAAAAAUAAAAAUUGUGGAAAUAUCCAUUA
Leptidea sinapis is the source of this 1458-nucleotide messenger RNA. It is a transcript of the gene slx1, whose product is annotated as structure-specific endonuclease subunit SLX1 homolog. Gene Ontology annotation, biological process: double-strand break repair via homologous recombination. The coding region runs from base 283 to 1128 and encodes 281 amino acids. Lineage: Eukaryota; Metazoa; Arthropoda; Insecta; Lepidoptera; Pieridae. The transcript is spliced from 4 exons. The record is from RefSeq and is a predicted model, not a curated record. Gene Ontology annotation, molecular function: crossover junction DNA endonuclease activity; 5'-flap endonuclease activity. Gene Ontology annotation, cellular component: Slx1-Slx4 complex.